AUGGUGGCACCAUUCUUCUCCUCCUGGGAUCUAUGGGAGCAGAUGACCUUCGUAUUGGGAGUUGCAAUCUUCGGAGUUUUCUGCGUUGGAUAUGGCAAGUUAAUUUGGAGGAACAAGCUAGUCAAGAAGCAGGAAGUGGCCGAUGAGGAGAAGAGGAUAAGAAUACAGGAACUGAGAACCAGUGGGCAGAUUAUCGAGUCGCGAAAGAGCCACGAUAUCCCAUUCGGAGUCAGGGCCAUUCAGAGUGGCAUACAGGUCGAGGGUAUUUGGAUAUCGACCACAAGUAUUCCAAUACCAAGCGAAAUCAACUUGGAGAACGGAUCUGGAACCUCUGGUACAACUGCAACUUCGGGUUCAAGCAUGAGUGGGCAGGCUGGGAAAACUUCACAGCAAGGAGGAAGGUCAAACUUGAAGGGUAAGGGUUCGGCGCGGUCAUCCAUCGAUCGAACAUUUGAAGAUGCCACUGGUUCUGACGCGACGGGCGCUCGGCAAUCGUAUAAGCCUCUGAGGGAAUCUCAUCUCCGGUACAGUAGUUAUGGAGACUCUCAAUUCAACGAAGAAACUCUCGAACAGUUGGGGGGAAAUUCCACACCAAAGAAGAAAAUAUAUACUCAUCGCCCCCGAGGUUCCCGCAAUGUGGAUCGCGAGGCAGAUUCAUCAUCAGUUGCAGAUAACGAGCAUUCGUCUGGGACCUCGUCGGACUCGGAUGCUACUCUCUCGGGCAAUCGUAUCUUGGUAGGCAACAAGCAAUACCAGUCUUCGGCUGCUCGAGACAUGUCCCAUGGUGAGGAGGCCACUGUUCUGACAAAGAUCCCCUCUGGUAAACCAAUCGGAGAAUACUUCCCAUUCCGAGGCUCGAAAGGACAGUACUCCUCUGUUCCGAUUGAUCCUCCUACACUGGGGGGAGCAGACCCCUAUUCAGACCCCUCCCGAACCUCCAUGGAUUGCAAUCAACCUAGGUCUCAUGAUACAUGGGCUGGUGAGGAAUCAAGGGUGUCGCAGGAAACUCAGCCUGCUCGCCAGUCACGAGAUCCAUCUCCCCCUCCAUUCGUCCCCGGAGAACUUCAUAUCAAUAAGUCGGUGCGAAAAGUUAACUCGGGUUUCCAGGUUUUACCGGCUGGAACAUUUGGCGUCCCUGCAGAACUGCAAAAUGUGGACCUUGAAGGCCGGUACAAUCCCGAGUAUGACUCGACUGAUAGGCGACAAUCUAAACUUCAGAAGAAGAGACGUUCAUCAAUAAUAGGGAGACGAAUCUCAGGCACCUAA
This is a messenger RNA of Venustampulla echinocandica, 1266 nucleotides long. RefSeq lists its product as uncharacterized. The coding region runs from base 1 to 1266 and encodes 421 amino acids. The transcript has 2 exons. NCBI's taxonomy places the organism in Eukaryota, Fungi, Ascomycota, Leotiomycetes, Helotiales, Pleuroascaceae. The record is from RefSeq and is a predicted model, not a curated record.